Messenger RNA from Prorocentrum cordatum, 2352 nucleotides. The record is from the annotation of a GenBank genome assembly. Lineage: Eukaryota; Dinophyceae; Prorocentrales; Prorocentraceae.
GCGGGCGCGCGCCACCUGGCGCGGCGGGGCCCGCUGCGCAGCCGCGGCGCCAGCGUUGCCGUCGGCCGCGGCGUUGCCGAGGCGGCCCCGCUCAGCCACCCCGAGGCGCCGCGUCUCCGCCGGCGUCUUGUGGGCGGCUACCCAGCGGGCCCGGAGCCGCCCGCUCCGCGCGGCACAUGCAAGCUGCUGCCACAGGUCGGCGUGCUCCCAGUCCCGCGGAUCUGCGCUGGCCUCGAGCUGCGCGCACGCCCGCGCGACAUACUGGCUGUCCGAGGCGAGGUCAAUUGGGCCGCCGACCACACGAACCGCCGCCACCGCGGCCGUGACCUCGGCCCGCUGCGCGGCUUGCAGCCCGUCGACCAGGCCGGCGAGGUUCGGGGCUGCCAGCCGCCACAUCCCGCACAUACAUGCACAAACCAGGAGAGACAAUGAACUCACCAAACUGGAUGCAGCGCCCCGAAAGUGACAUGUAGUGUCCGAAAUAGCUGCAAUAUCUGCCGGCACCCUCUCAAAGAACUCGCUGCCCUUGAGGAUCUCUGGAGCGAUGUUGGAAUCGCCUCCUGCAAGAUAGCUGCCUGAAAACGGGGAGAUAGCACUGCCGAUGCCAGCGAGGAUGGACCUGUUGCGAGCAGAGAGACCCUCGCUGACACGCAAGUAGCAGCUGGAGAUUAGGGUUGGACUCCCAGCAGGAAUGUGAACGAUGCCUGCUGCUCUGUCAUCAAUACUGUAUGACCAGAUUCUGGAGCGUGGAAACCAGAGAAACUCCGUUCUAAAUUUGUUUUUCCUCCGCUGGCUCCCCCACCUUCCCUUCAGUAGCUGGACAGAACAACUAUUCCACCCAUGAGACUCACGCCAUCUCGAGGCUUCGUCACACUGCACCUUAAUAGAUCGUCGGUGUUCCUGCAGUAACACUACAUGCAAGCUCGUGGCUUCCAACACAGAGAGAGCCGAAGACCAAGCAGUCACGUUGACAGUCUCGAAAGAGAGGGGAGCACUAGCCUCUGGGGGGCUGGCUGGGAGGGGGGGCAAACGAGUUGACUGAGUUAGGAGGAGCUUUACAUUGGCCAGGGGGCCACUUAAAUCGAUGCUUGACCUGGGGGGGAUAUUGAAACCCAGCCCCUGCCACCUUGCAACCUCCGGCGGGCGGCUGCGAGCGAUCACUCGGUGACACGGGGCACCUUGUUUUGCUGAUCUCCCACACGGUCCUGGAAUCGCUCCUUAGCUGAGAGCUGCGUGCCUUUGCCUUUGCUGCUCGCGCAGCUUUUGGCAGGAGGCGCAGGGUCAGUGCCCGAUGGGGGCGGCAUCGGAGGAAGGUGCAAAACCUUUCUCAGAAAGCUCCUCGGGCUUCGUAUCCUUUCGCAUCCUGACCGCCCGUGCCGUGGGCGUUGGAGUCGUUGUCCUUGCGCUUCUUGGCCAUGCGCGGGACAUGCACAGCGUGGGACCUCUGCAACUCAUCUGCCUGCUUGAUGAUGUCCCCGAAGAGGGUCGUGACCAGAUCCGCGACCCCGUUGUUGAGGUCCUGGCAGCGCUGCUCGAGUUGGGCGAGGUCCUCGGCGGCAAGCCCGCAGUCGUCAGCAGCGCGAGCGUCGAACAGCGCGGUUGACCACACCACCUCGAGCAGCGGAGUCGAGCCUGUGACCGGGUCACGCAAGCUGAUGGAGAGGACCUGCUGCUGCUGCUGCUGUUGCUGCUGCGGGUCGGAGAAGGGGCCAGUCUGCUUGUGAAGGUCGGCGACCUGCCUCUUGUGGUUGGCCUCCUCCGUCUCGAGCUGGGUGUGAAUGUCUUGGAGAUUGGCGCUGUUGCACUCGAUCCACGCCUGACACUUCUCCAGCUGGUCCAGUUCAUUGCAAAGAUGGCGCUCCAGUUGAAGACACUUGUUGUGGGCGGCGGACAGCUGCUGCUCGAAAGGUGGCGUUCGCACUUGACUGCGGCAGACGAAGAUUGAACUUUGCCCUGUACAGCUCGAAGGAUGUCGGGAUCGCCCACCAACUUAGCUCUCUCCUCAAGCUGAAGCGACGCGCUUGAAGACUGGGCGCCACGGACUGCUUGUGAACUGCCUUGGGCGGAAAAAGCAUCUUUCGGUGCCGCACCACUGGACCGCGGUACACGGCAAUGUUUUCAGAACCGCCAUGCGCCGAGAUUGCGGGCGCAACCGCACUUGUCGCGUGUCCGCUUGGCAUGCCACACCCCUUCGUUGCGAGCCCACUGCCGGAGAGGCCCGCCAGCAGGAUCCGACGCCAUCCAGGGGCGGCGCCCUGCCAUCGCAAGCCACUGGGCUCGCCGACGCGAGCCGUUCCGAAGAGUACUUGUCGGUAGCCGAGGCCAAAAGUGCCUGCGCCAGAACGGCUUCAG